UGGUGGACCACAGUGCUCCAGUUGACUGCUUCACAAAAACUUUGAUUUUCUAAUGAUGUUUUAAGGACACCUCAUCUCCCAGAGACACCAUGGGUCGUACCGGAAGUGAGUCUUCAAGACGAUUACCACGCCAUCUUAGAUAUGAGGACAUUCCUACUCAUACAUUCACCCCCCGGACAUACCAGGUGGAGCUGUUGGAUGCUGCGGUCCAGCAGAACACACUGGUAUGUCUGGGUGCCACUUCCAGUUGUAUGUUCCUCAGUGUGAUGCUGCUGAAGGAGCUUGGUCAUCAGUUACAGCAGCCACUGGAUCAGGGAGGAAAGCGAGGCGUAUUCCUUGUCAAUAAUGGUAAAGAUAUAGCCCAGUAUGCGCUGGUGAUUGGCCACCACACAGAUCUGACCGUUGGUCAGUACUCCACAGACUGUCAGGACAGAGAUCAGAAUUGGUGGACAGUAGAGAUUCAAAGGUCACAGGCAAUGGUCAUGCUCCCCAAGUUCUUUCAAUACCUCAUCGAGGAAAAUCUUCUGAAGCUAUCUCAAGUCAAUGUGCUUAUCUUUGAUCACUGCCAGCAUGUAUUGGACAUUGAUCAUCCAUAUGAUCAUAUCACAAAGAGGCUACAAUCACAAAGCAAAUCUGAAGAUUCUCCCAGAAUCCUUGGUCUCACUUCCUGUUUCACCAGUCAUCAUUGUCAGGACCCGGUAAAAUUGAUUACAACUAUCAAACAACUAGAGAAACGCUUCAAUGCUUCGGCGGAGACAUCCACUCUUGUUUACUCUGAGAGAUAUGGAAUGCGGCCAACAGAGUUGAUGUUCGAGUGUGACAGGUAUGAGGAUAAAACUGGUAUGGUUGAAGAAUUGGAAGUUAUCUUGGAAAAUGCACUUCAUUUUCUGCAGGAAUGUAAAAUUAAGCUGGAUGGUAACGAAGACCCAAUAGAAACACCAAAGACAGUGAUCGUAGAGUGUCUCAAUAUCCUGUACCGUCUCGGUCCUUGGUGUGCAGUCAGUCUCGCUCAGAUGUUUGUCUCGCAGCUGGAGAAGAUUGACAAGCAUGAAACAGUAGACGUGAAAAAGAAGUUCCUACGCAUGGCUGCCACACAACUCCGGCUACUCAUCACUCACUUUGAAAACAACUUUUCACCAGAAUACGACAUUGAAGAACUGCUACUUUACACCACCCCAAAAGUGAAGAAACUUGUCGACCAUUUACGGCAGUUCAAACCCGACUGUGACUUCAAGAUCAUCAGCAGCGAAGAUGCAGAUGGAUUGGACGAUGAUUCCUACAUGUCGGAUGAUAGUCUAGCCCUGACUGAUUCCUCGGACGACGAGGACAGAGCAGGAGGAUCCAAGAUUAUACACGUUGCUGUGAAGAAAGACGUCCCUGAAGAUAAAUCAGGGAUACAGUUAUUCUCUGGCAGUGAUGACAAAUAUCUUUGUGGCAUUGUGUUUGUCGAUCACCGUUAUGUGGCAUUUGCUUUAAACAAGUUCAUAGAAGAAGUUUGUGCAUGGGAUGACCAGCUAUGUUUCAUCAAGAGUCACCACAUCACCGGGCAGGGGUCGAAGAAGGAAGGCAGUAAAAGCUAUAAAAAACAGGAGGAAAUCCUACGUAAAUUCCGCCUCCAGGAACUCAACCUUCUGCUGGCUACUGAUGUGUUGGAGGAAGGCGUUGAUAUACCAAAGUGUAACCUCAUUGUCAAGUUUGACCCACCGAAGGAUUACCGCUCAUACAGCCAGUCCAAGGGGCGAGCUAGGGCCAGGGAAUCUGAGUAUGUGAUUUUAGCAGACAAGACCAAUCUGAAGGCUUUCAGAACAGAAUUGGCUAAAUAUAAGGAAAUAGAAGGGGUGCUGAAGGGGAUAUGGAAAGCUAACGAGAAUGAGGAAGAGAUGAACUGUGAUAACAUUGCAGAUCUCUACCACGAUAUCCUGCCUCCGUACAAACCCAGUAAUGAGGAAGGAGGUGUCCAGGUCACUCUUACAUCCGCCAUCGCUCUCGUCAACAGAUAUUGUGCCAAGUUGCCAAGUGAUGCAUUCACCCACCUGACCCCAAAGUGUACAAUCCAUUUGACUCAGAAGGGGGGACAGACUGUGUACAGAGCCACCUUGAGACUUCCAAUCAACUCUCCAUUGAAAGAAGAAAUUCAGGGAAUACACAUGCCUACCAAGAUGCUGGCCAAACAAGCAGUAGCCUUGAAGGCUUGUGAGAUUCUCCAUAAGUCAGGGGAAAUUGACGAUCAGUUACUUCCUGUUGGAAAGGAGCUCUUCAUGAAGGAGGAGGAAGAUUCCAGUGCAUGGGACUCGGAAGACGUGGCUGGGGAGGCGAGGCCCGGUACAACAAAGAGGAAACAGUAUUACAUCAAACAGCUGGGGUCAUCCCUGGUGAAAGGUCAUCCUACUGUAGACAACAACUACGUAUACCUCAUCCAUUUAACGCUGACCCAGCCUAUAUCUGACGAUCAGAACACCAGGGGGCGCCGGGUGUACACACCAGACGAGACAAGGAGAGGGUUUGGAUUACUGAGUUCUAACCAUAUACCAAAGAUCCCUACAUUUCCAUUGUAUACAAGAUCAGGGGAAGUAACUGUGUCCUUGGACCUGUUACGGACGGAUACCUCCUUCACAAAGGAGGAUCUCACAAAACUGCGUGAGUUUCACCGAUUUGUGUUUACGGAAGUAUUACGUCUGGAGAAGGACCCCAUGGAGUUUCAACCGGAAAAGGCAGACCUUGGCUACUGUAUCAUUCCUCUUAACCGCAGAACAGACGGUUCAGACUACUUUGUUGAUUGGGAAUUUAUUGAGCUGGUGAAGCACUCCAAGCAAACCGUGAAGAGAAACAUAUAUGACUCCAAACGAGAAGUGUUCGAGUUUAAAAGACAAGAAUACGAAGAUGCCGUAGUUAUGCCUUCAUAUCGUAAUAUUGACCAACCACAGCAUUUCUAUGUGGCUGAAAUCCGCAGUGAUCUCAAUCCUUCAUCUGCAUUCCCAUCUCCCGAGCUUUACAAGACAUUUAGUGAAUACUACACUACCAAAUAUGGUCUGACAGUGACCAAUCAGGAGCAGCCUCUACUGGAUGUAGAUCACACUUCUGCUCGCCUUAAUCUUCUCACUCCGAGAUACAUGAAUCAAAAGGGUGUUGCCUUGCCAACAAGCAGUGCGGAGACAAAGAAAGCCAGAAGAGAAAAUCUACAACAGAAGCAAAUUCUAGUCCCAGAACUUUGUGAGGUUCAUGUCUUUCCUUCAUCACUCUGGAGAAAAGCUGUCUGCCUUCCCACAAUACUUUACAGAAUCAAUUAUCUCCUGGUUGCCGAGGAGAUCAGAAUCCGUAUCGCAACUGGUGCUAAUAUUGGGCAAGUGGACCUUCCUGAGGAGUUCCAGUUCCCUGCAUUGGAUUUUGGCUUCUCUUUGCAGGAUGAAAAAGAAAACUUGGAUGGUGCUGAAAGUAAGUUUUCUCUGAAAGAAAGCAAAGAUAUGAAUUCUGAAGACAAACAGGCUGGAAUUUCAAAUGAACAUAUGCAAAGAGAAGUGUUAGAAUUAACAGGGAAAUUGGAAAAUAUCAGUAUAGAUAGAGAAGCUCUGGAAAGUACAGUUGUAAAUACAAACGUAGAAGAAAACAGUGAAAAUGUGAAAAAUAGCAAUGAUGAGUCAAAAACUGCUUCCAAAAAUGGGAAAUCCGGCCACAGCAUGACAAUGACUGCUUGUGAAAAUGUGAAAUCUAGUGAUGACAAUGAAAUGGCUGUUUCUGAAAAUGUGAAAUCUAAUGAUGGCAAUGAAAUGGCUGUUUGUGAAAAUGUGAAAUCUAGUGAUGACAAUGAAAUGGCUGUUUGUGAAAAUGUGAAAUCUAGUGAUGGCAAUGAAAUGGCUGAAUGUGAAAAUGUGAAAUCUAGCGAUGACUACGGAAUGGCUGCCUGUGAAAAUGUGAAAUCCAGCCAUGACAACAAAGUACCUGCUAGUGAAAAUGUGAAAUUUCAAGAAUCUGUGAUAGAAAUUGAAGUUGUGAAAAAUGAGGAAAUUGUUAAUAAAAAUGAUGAAAACAACAAAUAUAGAUACACAGAAGCAAGGGUGGAUACUUCAGGGAAAAGUCAGGCUCCACAGGCUUACCAGGAAGAAGGGGCAGACUACUCUAGUCAAAUAACUGUUGUGAACAAAGAAAAAAAUGGGAAUGAUAACAAUAGUCAAUUAAUGUCUGUUUGUGAUGAUGAGGGCAGCAGAGCAACAAUAUGUAAUGGAACCUAUGCAGAAGAAACAAAUAAGCAAUGCAAUCUAAGUCAAGAUAACAAAGAUAUAAAAUGUGAUAUUUCUCAAUCUAAGUAUUGUCUACAAAGUGAAAUCUCUAAACUCGAAAACCACGACUGUGAUCAAACAGUACUUACUAAAUGCGUUAGCAAAGUAAGUAAACAUCAGUGUAAUGGCCUGUCCUCUAAUGGCCUCAUGAAAGAUUUCAGCAAAGUGACAACAGACUAUGCCAAUGAAGGUGACAAAUCGUUUUGCAACAGUUUACCUCAUGAUAACAAUACACACAAAUUAGACCAAGCCGAAAACUGUGAUAUUCAAACUGACUGUGAUAAUGCUGAAACAAAAUGCCAAGCAUCCUCAGGCUGGGAUGACCCUGUGAGUAACAGAGGUGAGGGUGGAAUGUUGACCAUGGAUGAUUCACAGAAUAAGGUCUCCGGUGAAGCUGUGACUGACAAUGGGAAAUCCAAAAGUAAUAAGAACCAAUCUGGAGAACAACAGAUUUCUGAUGAAGUAGCCGAUGUUUUUGCCUCUGUCGGUCAUUUUGGAAAAUCAGAUGAACGUGAGGUUAAGAAAUCCGCUCCUGUUGAUCUUGCCAAGGUUGCAUUCCCAGAUCCACUGUUGUCACUGGAUGUAGAUAUUGACCUGAGUAAGUAUAUAGGCCCUAGUCCCUGCACCAUACUUCAGGCUCUUACCAUGUCAAACGCCAACGACUUCUUUAGUCUGGAGCGACUGGAGACGAUCGGAGAUUCCUUCCUCAAAUACGCCAUCACUGUGUAUCUAUACUGUUCAUAUCCAGGUAUACAUGAAGGAAAACUUAGCUACCUGCGGAGUAAACAGGUCAGUAACUGUAACUUGUACAGAUUAGGGAAGAAGACGGACCUAGCUGAGUGCAUGAUCUCCACUAAGUUUGAACCCUAUGAGAAUUGGCUGCCGCCCGGAUAUGUCAUCAACGAGACAAAACGUAAGGGACCCGUACCACAUGUCGUCCUGAGUAAGACAAAUGGUCUGGCAAAGGAACCUCACGAAAAGUCAGCUGAGAAGAAAGGUCAUAGGAAGAUGCAGCAAGAGAAUAAAAGAUUAACGGAGGAUGAAAUUGACCAACAGAUCAUGGAUAUUGACCAAUGGCAGCAGGUGGAAGAGCAGGAUAUCGAAGUGAAUGAGGUGAAAGGCGUAGAUAUGUACUCGUAUUGUCUACAGACGCUUCACAGUAUCCCAGACAAGUCCAUCGCCGACUGUGUCGAGUCCCUCAUCGGAUGUUAUCUCACUUCCUGUGGUAAGAAGGCGGCUCUAAGGUUCAUGUACUGGCUCGGGUUGAAAGUUCUGCCACCAAAGGCGGCCACAGUAGAUGAUGUACAGGAGGAGGAGACAACAGUGCCCACUGCCUCAAAGGAGGACUGUCCAAAUGUGAGUUCCUAUGGUUACCAAUGUCCACCCUCACCACUCCUGUCUAACUCCGAAACUGACAGAGGUCUGAUGGAUCACCUUCUGAUAGGAUACACAUCAUUUGAGGAAAAGAUUGGCUACAAAUUCCGUGAUAGGGCAUACCUGCUUCAGGCUUUCACCCACGCAUCCUACCACUACAACAAUAUCACCGACUGUUACCAAAGACUUGAGUUCCUUGGCGAUGCUAUCCUGGAUUACGUGAUCACACGACACCUGUAUGAGGACUCCUGUAAAUACUCUCCAGGAGUACUGACUGACCUCCGGUCAGCUCUGGUCAACAACAAUAUCUUUGCUGCAUUGGCAGUCAAGUGGGACUUCCACAAGUACUUCAAGGCCAUUUCUCCGCCAUUAUUCCAGGUCAUUGAAAAGUUUGUGGCAAGGCAGAAGGAGAGAGAAGAUGAGAUAGAUUUGGAGGAUGAAGAUGAGAAUGAAGAUGCCAGCGAGGAGUACGUAGAGCUGGAGGUACCUAAGGCUCUGGGUGACAUCUUUGAGUCCUUGGCUGGAGCUAUAUACCUAGACAGUGGUCUGUCACUGGAUGUUGUCUGGAGGGUGUACUACAGGAUGAUGAAACCUCAAAUAGACAAGUACUUGAAGAGCAUUCCCAAGUCACCAGUGCGUGAGCUAUUGGAGAUGGAACCAGAGACAGCCAAAUUUGAAAAACCAGAGAGGACUUUAGAAGGGAAGAUCCGGGUCACUGUCAAUGUCGUCAGUAAAGGCGUAUUUGUUGGAAUCGGACGAAAUUAUCGUAUCGCCAAAAGUGCCGCCGCUAAGAAAGCCCUGCGCUGUAUUAAAGCUAUGCAAACCCAAGGAUUGAUUUAGAGACAACACAUGCCACAAAUCCUGUCCUCAUCCAAAGAUAGCUGUCCAAAGAUAGCUUGUGUAAUAUGUGAAAAUAUAGUUUUGUCAAUUGCCAUUUUAUGUGCGCGAAUGGAACUUGUCUAUGAUGUUAUGUAUACAUAUUAGCAUAAUGAUAUUUUGUUAACAAACUGUAUUUUAUUGGUUCUGGAAAUUUCUUUGGAAAAUAUAUUUAGGGCCUGGAAUAGGUAUUGGAAAGGCCUUGAAUUGGAUUUGACUAGAUCUAUAUGUACAUUGGAAAUCUAAGCCCUUGACUGAGAAAACCUGAUCUCGACCAGUUACCUUUAAGCUAAACUCGGGGACUAAUUUGAAGGUAACAUUUUUGUAGUAUAAGCAUAAUAAACUUCUGACAUUGAUACAAUUCUUGAAAGUUUUAUCAUCUUCAUCACGUGAAAGUUUUCAUCAUCUUUAUUACUUGAAAGUUUUCAGCAUCUUCAUCACAUGAAAGUUUUCAUCAUCUUCAUCAUGUGAAAGUUUUCAUCAUCUUCAUCACGUGAAAGUUUUCAUCACUUGAAAGUUUUCAUCAUCUUCAUCACUUGAAAGUUUUCAUCAUCUUCAUCACUUGAACGUUGUCAUGUCUUGAAAGUUUUUGUCACUCAGAAGUCUUCAUCACUUGGAGGUCUCCAUCACUGAGAUGUCCUCGUCACCUUUAUCUCUUGGAUGUGGUAAUCAAGGCUCACAAGGAAAACAUUAUGUGACAUCUAAGUUUCUUCUUAUAUAAUGUAAAGAAACAAUUCUGAUAAAUCUAGAUGAACUGUUUAUUGCGAUGAAAGCGGCCUGGGCAGUACUUAUAGCCUGAUGGGUAAUAACUGUAUGCCUGUCUGUUAAAGAGACCGUAAUCAUUCACACUGUUGAUUUACAUGGUCAAACAUUAAAUUAUAGCAUAAUAUAUAACAGUUGCUCUAAUUUUGAUACAAUAAUAUAUAAAGUGCUGUGUGAAAAUUAUUACAAAAUUUAUAGAUGUUAUCAUUUAUAGUAGAGUAAAUCUUCAUGAUAUGAUUAUAAAUUUGAAUAGCAUAAUAUUUGUUAAAUGAUCUAAACAAUAGAACUUUAACUGCUGUUCCUGUGUAUCAUUAUACUAUUGUUUAUCCCUCAGAAUAUUUUUAUAUAGCAUUUUUGUCAUGAGAUGCUCAAAAGUUUAGUGUUGUCUGACCAGCUGGCUAGGUUUCAACACUUUUUUUCCUUUUGCAUCCAUUUGUUAGUACUGUAACAUUGGAUUGGGUGUAUGGUAUCCUGGUAGACAGGAAAAACAUGUAUAUGAUAUGAUUUUUUGUAAUGUUUGAAAUUUCGCAAUUUCAUGAUACAUUGUAAGACUUCAGUAAAAAGAGUAAAUCCUUCACAGAAGAGAUGAAACGGAAUGCAGACUGUAUUUUCAGUUUGAUAUUAUUUUCUAGGUAUAUAUUUUUCAGGAUUUUGUUUCAUCCUUAAAGAUAAUAAGAUUUACAGUAACUGAGAUAGGACAAUGAUAAUAAUACUAAAAUCAGUGAUAAUUCAGUUUUAUGAUAAAUCAACAUAUUGCCAUUUUAUUGUCUACUAUCUAAGAUGAGUUAUUGUACAUAUCUACUGAAAAUGUAGUCUUCUCCACUUUAUAUGCUGGUUCAUAUACUCUUGUACUCGGCUAUCUUCAGUUAAUAUGCAUUGACUAAUGAUAAUCUUGUACCAGGGAAUGGUAUCUUAAAACCAUAAAGUGAUUAUGCAGAGUUAUGUCCCUUCCAUUGUACGUUUCUGUCUGUUGUCAGGGGGCGCGGCAGCCGAGUGGUUAAGGUGUCCCGACACUUUAUCACUAAUCCUCCACCUCUGGGUUGCGAGUUCGAACAUAUGUGGGGCAGUUGCCAGGU
Messenger RNA from Pecten maximus, 8362 nucleotides. RefSeq names its product endoribonuclease Dicer-like. Gene Ontology annotation, molecular function: RNA binding; ribonuclease III activity; deoxyribonuclease I activity. Gene Ontology annotation, cellular component: cytoplasm; RISC complex; nucleus. NCBI's taxonomy places the organism in Eukaryota, Metazoa, Mollusca, Bivalvia, Pectinida, Pectinidae. The record is from RefSeq and is a predicted model, not a curated record. Gene Ontology annotation, biological process: rRNA processing; pre-miRNA processing; apoptotic DNA fragmentation.